GUAGUCCACAGCUGGAAGUGUGAUACGUCGGCGUCGAAAGUAAAGCACCCAACACACUCCCUCCUUCCUUCCUCCUGCACAGGAAAUUCCAUUUCCCACAUUCUGCUAAGCAGAGGAGUAAAGUGGGGUGGGGUAGUGUGAAAGAGGGAGGGGCGAGGGGGGUGGUUCCAAGCUGAAACAGAAAAAGUCCUGUUUCAUAUUACACACAAAUGGCGUAAAAAAGAAAAGAAAAGGGGAAGAGGGAUCCUGAGCUGAGGCUCUGUUCUUUGGGAAACAUUGAACUGCCUUUUAUGGAGCCUGCUGGUCUGGAAAAUGAAGAUCUCUUCAGUGGUCAUACUUCUCCUUACUAGAGUGUUCAUUGCCGAAGUGUGCCAGGCCAUCAAUGCCACCAUCACCCCGUUCCCCUUCACGGUGGCCCAGGAGGGCGAGAACAUCACCCUGACCUGCCAGGUGUCCCAGAGACGACGCUCCAGCAGCCUGCCUGUGGUUAAAUGGACCUUCCGGCCCGAGUAUUCUUCCAGCGACGAAGAGCUCCUCAUCGCCAAGGUCAACAUGAGAAAGGCCAGGUUCUAUGGGAACUAUACAAAGAGCUUCCCCUGGCCUAAGCUGAAACUGACAGUGGUCAAGCAGGGGAGGAUUUUCGACCUGCUCAUUAUGAACAUCUCAGCGGAGGACCGAGGACUCUACAUAUGCCGGGUGCAGGAGUUCAAGAGGCACCAGAGCCGAUGGAAGGCGUCAACAAACUGCACGGCCGCCACCGAGCUCCGAGUGCAUGUCCUACCAGUGACCAAGGCCAAGGAGAGUCUGUGGAGUCUGUUUGAAGACAUGUACCUGUGCGCUGCGCUGAUCUGCUCUGUGGGACUGGUGUGCAUGUGCAUGUUCACCGUGGUGGUGACCUGCCAAUAUGUCCAGAGGAAGAGGUUAAAAGACAGCUACCAUUUGGUCAAGAGCCCUCAGAACAGUUCAGGGGAGACGGUGACCAGUCUAGUCAGUGUGUCUCCUGCCCUGCCCAAAAAGCAGAGGAGGUACAGGAGGAAACGUAGCAAAGAGCAGUCCGAGAUACCACCAGAGAUACCAGCUAAAGCACCCAUUGCAGACAAAAUCCGAAAAACCAAACUUUUAAAGGCGCAGCCGAGGAAAGUGGUCUUACCGAAGAUUGCAGAGGAAAGCCUGACUUAUGCAGAGCUGGAGCUGGUCAGGCCUCUGCCGGACAACAAAGCCUCGUGCACAGGCACGGUAUAUGCCGAGAUCCUCUUUAAGGAGAGGCAAGUGUGAGAAACACACCACUAAUAUCUUUAGGCUGUAGCUCAUGUACAUGUUAUAUUUAUGAUCAGUAUUAUUGUUUCAUAUUGUGUAUUUCAGUCAACGGUGGGAAGUCGCUUUUCUUUACAAAGCCCAAAUUAGAUGAGAUACAAAUGUGUUUUCUAUUUUGAAAAUGUUGAAUUUUUAUUUUACACGAGACAUCUUAUAUUCUUCUAUUUUUUUUAUUUUUAUGUUCAACCCAAAUGCCUUAUCCCCCAAAAACAUCUGCAUGAUGUCUGUCAUGUUCCGCUAUGUAAUUACCGCAGUACUUCAGCUGCAAAGCUGGAAGGCAACAAUUAGCCACCUGCCCUCAGGAGAUAAGUUUGUGCUAUCACGCCAGCGCUUUCAACUGGUGCCAAAGUCAACGGGCUCUUGGGACACACUGUACCCAGAGCUGUGAUCAGCUUGUGAUGGAGCAAUUUAACAGGCUGCAAACUAAAGGCCUUGUUUGGUUUACCCUUGUUAAUAUAGCACCAGAGAACACCUCUCACCUGAAGAUUACAUAGCACAUCGUUAAUGAGGGUUGUUUUGUUUGUAGUUUUUAUAAGAACUACGCCAAUGACCAAAUGCCAUAUCGGUAUCUCUCAACAGCUGAGAUUUGUCUUCUGGUAUUAACUUUUCAGUGAAUAUAAGUGUGUGUAAAAAUGCUUAGUGAAUUGUUUUCGCUGUUUAAUGACCCCUUGGAUUGAACCAUGGAAAAGCGAGCAAAACACCCGGAUUUUCUUUCUCCCCCCAGUGAACUUGAAACGCCAGACAUCUAGGCACCAUAACCAUGCCCUCCCCCAUCUUUCUCUCUCUAUCAUACAUGCAGAUCUAUAUAUCUAUAAUCCCCAGAGUGGGAUUGUGCAUUGAGACGAUUCCACACGCAGGAGAAACCAAAUCCUUCCCACAUACAUUGACCACAGCGAACUCUAAAUCUAUCGAUACAAAUCUACACAAUGACUCAAAGUAAACCUCCGGGGGUGAGAGAAACUUUAGAGAACCUUUUUUAAACUGUGAAAAAAAAAUGAAAGUCUCCUCCAAACCACAUUGGACUUAAUGGGAGGCCACUGCAUGCACCACUAACUAGAACCAUGUGUGAACGCUGAACUCUGCACUUUUCCUCUGCCGUUUGUUUCAAGCAGAGAGUGCCGUCCUCCGCACUCAUCAACAUUCCGCUCCAUUCCAUUUGGAGCUCCCAUGUUGUUGUUGUUGUUUUGCAUUUGAAUUGACAUACGAGCGUUUGUGCAUGUAAUGUAUCAUGUGUGUAUCAUGUGCUGUAUAAACAUCGAGCGGAUAUGUACGGUCAGUGGUUAUUA
This is a messenger RNA of Oncorhynchus kisutch (coho salmon), 2600 nucleotides long. Its product is annotated as V-set and transmembrane domain-containing protein 4-like. NCBI's taxonomy places the organism in Eukaryota, Metazoa, Chordata, Actinopteri, Salmoniformes, Salmonidae. The coding region runs from base 313 to 1275 and encodes 320 amino acids. The transcript is spliced from 8 exons. Gene Ontology annotation, cellular component: membrane. The record is from RefSeq and is a predicted model, not a curated record.